ACAUAGUUACAUACAUUUUGAAUACUUGAUACUUAUACCUUAAACGGGUGACUUACGUACUAGUGUCCUUAGACUUGUUUGGACAAAAUUGGUUAAGCCGUUUAAAGUGGUGAAUGAAGACUGAAUAUCGGCGAAUAUACUCGAAUGAAAGCGCAAUGGUAGAGCAAAGCGCUUUGCUAUCUUGGGAGCACUUCUUGUUGCGUUGUGCACUUUUUGUUAACCGAUGGCCACUGCCUGCAUCGCACGUAACGUUUUUAUGGGAGCUUUAAAUAGUAUUUUAUAAAAUAAAAUGACUAGUUGCAUUCAUUACAUUCAUACUCUUUGCAUUUAUCUUGUGCUAACCAUAAUCGGACUAAAUGGAACUUUUUUAGACCUAAAUCAAUUACAAACUAAUAUAUUACAAUGGAAGAACCAAAAUUUUCAAAAUUUUAGUGAGAUAGGUGUAGGCACGAAUGGAAUAUUUGACUUAAGCGACGUUAAAACGAAAAUCUUACAAUGGAAAACUCAGAAGUUAGCUGCUCUUUGCCCCUCCAACGGGCCGCAAUUACAGAAUUUGUUGAACAUUGUGUGCAGCACAGCUCAGCCUACUAAUGUUACUUUGAGAGAUGGAUGUAUCAACUGUUUCACCAGAGUUACUUCUAUGCCGGAGGGGCCUCAAGAAUUAACUGCACUGGGUGCAUGUGCGACACAGUACUUCGUGAAUACUUCCUAUGCUGGGUGUGCUACCGCAUUGGUUGCUCUAUCGACAUCGGCUUUAAAUGUCCAACCGUCUGGUUGUUUCAUGGGCUAUUGUGAUUUUGUGCGCUGUCUUAGAAGAACAAACUCCAUUAAUUUGAUUACUCAAUGUACGAGAGAAGCAAGAACAGGAGUUAACAUAACUUUAGAUGCCGAUAAUGUUCGAUUUUUUACUAAUGUAACAUCGUGUAUAUUAGCGAAGUCAAGGUGCGGUACUUUUAAUCCAAUGACUGGCGAACCCCAAGUCCCAGGAUAUUCAUCAUCAGGAGUAAGGAUCAGCAAUGCUUUACAGUUUUCUAGUACUGGUGAAUUGAGAAUAUUAGCAUUUCCAGCUAGUACACCAGUGAUAAAUUCGUUUUGUACUUCUUCAAAUAAUUUAACACAAAAUAGCUGGCUUGCAAAUGACUGCUGACGUGAAAAUAAGUACGGCAGUAUUUAAUUGGUAUGUCUAAGUAGGAGCAGUCUUUGAAGUAUUGAAAAGGUAAAGAUGUGCAGAAUGCUGGCGCAGUGGUUGUAUUCUGGGUACCGGGUUUGAUACCCACGUCGUCAUGGUUUACCUAAAUUCAACAUAGUUACAUAUAAUAAUGUCUUUAUUCCUAACGGGGUAGAUAGAGUCAACCAUCUAGAAAAGACUGGAAAGCCAUGUCCAGCUAUAUGAAAGCUGCAUGGCUAAUUAAAAAUAGUACCAGGUUGCUAGCCCAACACUUAAAAUAAGGAAUCUAAAACGAACUUUCUCAUUAAUUUCGUAUGGUAACUAAAUGGACUUGUGUAGGGUAGGUAUUCUAAGCUACUUAUUGAAUUAUUUUUCGGUUCCGUGAUCAGAUC
Molecule: messenger RNA, 1560 nt
Organism: Amyelois transitella
Lineage: Eukaryota; Metazoa; Arthropoda; Insecta; Lepidoptera; Pyralidae
Exons: 9
Coding region: 290-1147 (285 amino acids)
Source: RefSeq, a predicted model, not a curated record